AUGCUAAACCAACUGAACUCCUCCGAAUGGUGCGAUUUACGCGCACGCAUUGAACAGCGGACCUUCCAGAAAGACAUCCUAGGCGAGUCCCUGCCCGAGAUCGCCCUCCAGAUUGUGCAGCAUCUGAGCGUUUCCGAUCUUCACGUGCUCAGGAGAGUCUCGAGACGAUGGCACGCUCUCCUGUCAUCUGCUUCUACCAAGCGCACCGUAUAUCGCCAAUGGACCAACAACUCCAGUACGCACCUCACCACGGCCGAGAUCACGUGGUACGCUCAACGGAGGCUCUACUUGGAGCGCGGCCAACCCGUCGCUGCCGCCGCCGCACAGAGGGCCGUAAAAGUGAUCGAUGGCCAACCAACCCCCCAGAGCGCCCCCACGCCCAACACCUUCGCUUACGCCCACGGGAGGUUUGCAUGGCUCAGGAACCCCGACCUCGUCGUCGUUCACAGUAUUCGCAACUCUACAAGGCAGCAGUUUUGCACCGAAAACCGUGAUCGCUUUCGAUUGGUGGGGAUCUCGAACUCCGUGGUUGUAGCGAUCAGCACUCGCGCGUAUUGUCAUGUUUGGGAUCUGGAUACCGAAGAGCACGCCUGGUUCCGUAUCCCAUCCCUCAACGUGACCGGCUUUGCGGUACGCGACAACACAGUCGCUGUAGCCUACAACAGUUAUACGGUCACGGAGUCUGGGGACAAAAUCGAUACAGAAUCCGUGACCUACUGGGACAUGUGGUCGCGUACCGCUCACACCAUUGAGAAUGUUCCCCAAGUGGCAGUACUAGACUUGCUGCCCGCCACCAAGACCCUUGUCGUUGUCCAUAUCGAACUCCAGGAGACGUACCGAGUGUGCAUAAGAAAAUAUUCCAUGGAUGGCGAAGGACAUGCGCACACCCAGCGCGCUUUUGCAAUAUCCGCCGUUCAUCGGGACUGGUCGCUCGAGUUGCUGAGCCGGUCAUGGGACAAUAAUCAUUACCGAUUCGCGGUGUUCUUCGUGCAGUCACCAUUGAACGGGGCCGCCACGCGUUCAUUUCAGUGGGUUAUAGCUACCUACGACCCUCAAAUGAAUGAAAUCAGUCUGCACGAAUUCACCUGGGAUGAUAGGCCCUAUCAUUUUUUGAAUGCGGCGGCUGUGGACCACAAUCUCCUGUACUACCUCAGGGAGGACGGUGGCAGACCAGCUCUAUGGGUAUCUAACACAUCAGCCCAACCGCCCCAUCGAGCGGCGAGAGGGAUGGAUCCGAGCUGUCACGAUGCGGACGCCUUUCUCCUUGGGGAUCGGGAGUUUGUCCUCCAGGUCCACCAGACCGAGACAAGAGCCUGGCCUGUAGAAGAUGAUACUCUGGCCCACGCUGAGUUUACGGAUGAUUCUUAA
Molecule: messenger RNA, 1368 nt
Organism: Aspergillus aculeatus ATCC 16872
Lineage: Eukaryota; Fungi; Ascomycota; Eurotiomycetes; Eurotiales; Aspergillaceae
Product: F-box domain protein
Exons: 3
Coding region: 1-1368 (455 amino acids)
Molecular function (GO): protein binding
Source: RefSeq, a predicted model, not a curated record